AUGCUAGUCGUUCUGUCCAUAUUUCUUUUCUGGCUUCUGGGCGCCUUUACUCCUGACCCAGGACCACCGGCACAGGACGACUCAGUCGUAUGGAGUCUCGGCCAUGUUGCCGAAGAGUGGUUCAUUCCCAUUCCAGCACAAUUCUACGUUGAGAUGGACCAUGCUAUCGCUGCCCUUGAAAAUGGAGGCAGGUUGAGGGCUGUCCUUCCCCAAGCGUACACGGACAGUCGUGAGCUCCUUCGCUUCUGCGCAGACUUCAGGAACCAUUCCGCUUCCAUCGAGCACAGAAUCAAGCAAGAUGUCUUUCUUCGAGCAAGCAGCGACUUGAAGGCUCUCAGAUGGGACCUCACAAGAUAUCUAGUCAGCUCGCAACAAGCAAAGACCUGGUAUGGCAGAUGGAGCGAAGAGGGUUGGCGUAAAGCUGGACUAGGACUCCCGGCGCAAGAAGAACUACGACAGAAUAUCUUUGACGGCAUCUACGAGUUCUUGAAAUUGCAGUCCAAUGUCGUUAACGAACUCUGGUGGGCGUCGGUCGAUGUUGAAUGGGACGCGGCUCUUUUAUGGCAGGCAUACAAGCUUAAUUUCACUCGGUCGGUAGAGGAAGUCGAGAGUGCUGCACACGAAGCAUGUGUUCGGGAUUACGAAAUCAAACCGCAGGAUGGUCGUGAUCAAGACGCCCAAGACGAAUGCGACACGAUUAACCCGCACGGGUUCCUUAGAGAUGCAGAUCUUCUCAAGCACGAACGCCAGCUUGACGACUUGAAGUCAGAUGCUCAUGACGUCCGGAUGUCUCUUGAAAAAUGGCAGCGAAAGAUUCCUCAAAUCUUGACCGAGUAUCGCCAGGGUAUGGGGCGAAGUCUCACGACCCCGGAGCUGGAGGCUCGCUGGCGUGCAUGGGUUUCUUCGAUGGAGGAGCAAGAAUUGGAGCGCAAACGGAACAGUGGGGAGCUACCUGCCCAGACAGUGCCCGCCGCUGAUACCACCACCACCAUAACAUGGGCUUAA
Messenger RNA from Pseudocercospora fijiensis CIRAD86, 1005 nucleotides. RefSeq lists its product as uncharacterized. The transcript has 2 exons. The coding region runs from base 1 to 1005 and encodes 334 amino acids. The record is from RefSeq and is a predicted model, not a curated record. NCBI's taxonomy places the organism in Eukaryota, Fungi, Ascomycota, Dothideomycetes, Mycosphaerellales, Mycosphaerellaceae.